CUCCCACUUGCCCACGUACUCGUCGUCCUCCGCUGGCACGCUUCGUCCUCCCGAAUGCCUCAGCUAUCCAGGCAGUUUCAGCGAGCGCAAUACUCACGUAGGAUUGAUUGAAAUUCCGGUGCUUCCGGAGAUCUCAGCGAGAGAGGCAAAUUAGCUAGCGGGUUGCGUGUGUAUGGCUACGUAUGCACUCAGAGGCGCAUCAUGGCGUUCACUCCUCGCACGCACGUCUCUGGAGACUUUGGCAGCGUCUCUGCGUCCUCGCGCGUGGUCACUCGCCGCAUCGUCAAAGCAAUACUUCAGCCUUUCCGGGGAACCACCUACGAUGCAGGCCAUGAAACAGAUGAAUUACCCGAAGCUCCCCGCCGACUCGUCGAUUUUUGAAGGGGCUGAGGAGGACUAUCAAGCUUGGCUAGGUGCUGUUCAGACGCAUACACCUCGUGCGACGGCCGACAUGCCAGCGCAGCUCAUUGCCCAAGGAAAUUUCGAGGAAGCGGAACGCUUACGGAACGAAAUGCAAGAAAUGCGGCUCCGACCUAGCGGCUCACCAGUGUUUUUGGACGCAGCGCUGCACGUCCUUCGCACGAAGUACUCCAGCCUGCAUGAGCGACGCACUGCCUUCCAGAAGUGGUAUGCAUACAUUCCUCACGUCUCGGCCAAACGUCCGUUGUCUUAUCGGACGAAUCCCGUCUUGGACGCGCUACUUCAGAACCCCAUCAUCGAUCUUCCCCUGCUGAAGGUGUUCGUCCUCACGAACGUAGGCAAAGGGUAUUUCCUGCUCGGACACGUUGAUAUUGUGCGCGACUUCGUCCGCCUUGCGGAACCUGCGGACAGCGUACGCUUCCUUGAUGCGUUGUAUGACAAAUCCGUUCAGGGACUCGGAACCAUAUCUUUUUAUGAACAAUCGCGCCCAUCUAGCAACACCAAUACGCGGAUCCCUCUGUCCACGGAACGCGCAAGAGCCAGGAUGAACAGGAUGCUGAAGGAAGCCUAUGGAACUGCAAUUAAUCAAUUUUGCAAGUCGGACCGGACUGACGUAGCGAUCACUAUGCUCCAGAAGGCGCGGCAGAGAAACAUUCCGGUGCAUGCGCUCAUCUACUCGCGCAUCAUCGACAAGCUGGAGAGUACCUUGGAUACUCAGAACUUGUCGCUUGUGAAGCAGCUCUACGAAGACAGGCCAGCAGGUAGCCCAGCCCCUCCGAGUCUGCGACCAGCCCGAUCUCUAGAGUUUCGCAACACCCCUAUCCAACUGUCCGACCACAACAACUUCUUCACGCGACCCCUCCUAGCGGGCGCACUCCGCAUCCUACGCCGACACAUAUCUACCCUCUCUUGCCCGAACCCCAGUGUCCUCAUGCACGUGGUGUCCGCCUGCACCCGCUUCCGCCACCCUCGCAUCCUAUCAAUCCUGCGUAAGAGAGCAUACAGAAACACGCACACCGCCAUGAUUUGGGCCCUGGCCGAGAUGCACUUCUACUAUUCGUGCCGCUGCUCGCAGGCCGUCAGCCUCGUCUUCUGCAACAACUUCCGUAUGGUCGGCAUCCCUCGCCAGGCAUCCCACUAUGCGUGGUUCAUACGCGAUGGCCGCAUCCCCGAUUGGUUCCCGCCGCCUGUGUCGAUAUGGCAUGCACAGGCUAUGACAUCGCUAUUCCCCGUCAAGCGCAAGAUGUGGCCAUCGUCCCACCACACGGCUCUUGUCUGGCGCGCUUGCGUCAAGGAGGUUAAGCACACGAUGUCGUUGCAUCGGCUGUAUGCGGAGUUACUGGAUCAAGUGAGGGCCACUCGAGAGGUCAAGAGUCUGUCUCCGCCCGAGUCCGCGCAGAAAGGAAGCUCCUCGGCUUCCGCCAGCCACUCCGUGCUCCCUGCUGGCAUUCAGCCUGCGGUUACAGAGUCACCCUACCCGGUGCCGGUUCCACCGUCGUACAUCUACGACGAUGCCCACUUCAACGUGUUCGUACGCGCCUUCGGGAAGACGAACUCUGCCGCCGCUGCGCGGGUCGUUGCCGACAUGUAUCGACUGGGCAUCACUCCGGGCGUGGAGACCAUGGUUUCCCUCCUCCGCUCUUUCGCGGAACGUAGAGACACGGACAAGUUGAUGCAGCUCUUUGGGCGGAUGGAGGCGACAGCCGACGCGGAAGCCGCACGCGGCGACAGCGUUACCGCGGCCUCGAAUACGAGGGCAGCCCUUCCGCCCCCGAACCUCGCCGCGUACCUCGUCGUCGUCAAGCACUUGACCAUCCAUCAUCGACUGAAGGAUGCAUCAGACGUCGCUCGGCGCAUGCUUACACGGCUGGAGUACCAGCUCGGCACGAGUACCACCGCGGACCGGUUGCUCGUCAAGCUCGUGAACCUGCUCUCUAUAGCUGAGGGCAAGUUUAGGGAGGACGGUGGGGCGGUUGAGCUGAUCGCUGCUAUCCGUACCGCGCAGAAGGCCCCGAGUUCGUUGAUGGAUGUCUUGGAACCCUCGUCGCUGCAAUAGCGGUCUUUUAUCCUGUGGCGUGGGUCAUCGCUUGUCACGGGCAUGUCAAGGCAUUCCGGUGCUCAGGAUAAUACUCGGGCCACGGCGAUCGUGAAUAGCGGGCGCUCAUCGUCUCGCGUACCAGACAAGGAUGGAUGG
Messenger RNA from Fomitopsis serialis, 2614 nucleotides. RefSeq lists its product as uncharacterized. The record is from RefSeq and is a predicted model, not a curated record. Lineage: Eukaryota; Fungi; Basidiomycota; Agaricomycetes; Polyporales; Fomitopsidaceae. The transcript has 2 exons. Gene Ontology annotation, molecular function: protein binding. Bases 173 to 2476 code for a protein of 767 amino acids.